Penaeus chinensis is the source of this 4082-nucleotide messenger RNA. RefSeq lists its product as uncharacterized. Lineage: Eukaryota; Metazoa; Arthropoda; Malacostraca; Decapoda; Penaeidae. The record is from RefSeq and is a predicted model, not a curated record. Bases 152 to 3871 code for a protein of 1239 amino acids. Gene Ontology annotation, molecular function: G protein-coupled receptor activity. Gene Ontology annotation, cellular component: membrane. The transcript is spliced from 8 exons. Gene Ontology annotation, biological process: G protein-coupled receptor signaling pathway; cell surface receptor signaling pathway.
GAGAAGAAAGAAGAAAAGAUGAAGGAAGAGGAAAAUUAUAUAAACAGAUAAAAUCAAAUCAGCUGAUAGAUAAACAUAAAAGUAAACAGAACGACAAGGCAAGCAAUAACAUUAUGUAUGAACGAGAAGGAAAGGCUUUCGGGACGACGCCAUGAAGUCCUUGGUCCUGUCCCUGUUGCUCCUCUGCUUCGUCUGCGCCCGCGGGAUCCCUACCAAGCUCAAGUGCGACACCCACGCUGCCGAAGGAUGCCUGGGGGAGGAGGCCGGCCCUUCUGUGGUUGGAGAGGUGGAGGGAGAGACGCCCGAUACUAUGCAGGAGGAGACGAAGGAGGAGGCCUUUCCGACGAGCUCCGAUCUUCCAGCAACGUCGGAGCUCCCUCCGCAGGAUGCCUCGGAGGCAGAGGGCGCCGGUGGAGGGAACUCGGGCCCCGGCGAGGGCGAGAGCGGGGCCCUGCAGGCGCAGAGGCUUGUGAGCGGGAAGUCGAUCGAGGCCGCGACGCCAGGCAACGCCUUCGGGAAUGACACGGAGGCUCCGGUGGGGACACGGCCGACGGAGGAGGGCGGGGAGGCGCGGCAGGGGCGGAAGCUGGCUCUGGACGACCCCUCAGCCAAGGAGGGCAGCUACGUCCUCCAGACUCAGGAUCCUCAGGAGGAGAAGGACCUCCAAGAGGGGGGAGACAUCGCAUUCGAGAGAAUCCACGACCUGCUUGAGGAAGAGGAAGGAGGCGACCUCGCGGAACACGACUACUACGACUACGACCUCUCGAAUCCGACCCCCGUCAGGAAGUGCUGCGGCGCAGAUGAGUUCUUCAGCUUGCAGCUCCAGAGAUGCGAGGACGUGGGUGGCGACCACACGUUCCUAGAGGCGGCGGGGCGCCUCCUGUUGGGGGAGGGGGGUGGCGGGGCUCUCAGCUACAUCACCGGCCGGAUCCCUGUGUGUCCGGGCACGGGGAAGCCGCCCACAAUCGCUCAGUCCUCGGAGUUUGUGCACCAGCUGCUGCCGCACGGCCACCUGCGGGAGCUGGACCUCGGGCUCACGCAUGACGUCGACCACUACUGCCUCGAGAUGGCGGCGGUCACCAAAGAGGAAGUGGCCAACGCCGCUCUGGUGUUAGCCUCCUGUCCCCGCGGUGUCUUCCGACACGUGCGAAAGUGCUGUGCGCUGCACCAGUACCUCGAUCGCAGCAGCAUGGAGUGUAUGGACAGGCCAGCCAACAGCAGCAGCCACGAGACCCUGGUGAGGGAGUUCCUUCACCCAAACGCCGACACUUCCCACUUCCACUUUAGGACGGAGCGCUUCCAGUGCCCGAAGGGAUUCCCCAAAAUCAUGCAUGCACAGGAGCUCUACCUGGACGACAGAGAGCAGCUGUGUGAGCGAGACUCCGGCGUCUGCUACCAGACAUCCCUCUUCUGCCUCGACCACCUGACGGCUGAGGACGAAGACCCGGCCAGUAUGGAAGCCGUCGCCGCCGUCUGUCUUCACAAUUUCUUUUCCAAGUGCUGCCCGCCCGGCCACACCUACUCAGAGGACGGCUGCGUCGCCACACACGCCCCUCCCUCGUCCAAGAUGAUGCAGCUCUCCGAGUUGAUGGAAUCGGACCACGGGUUUCCACUCAACAACGACACGUGCCCUCACGAGGUCAUCUGGCCGCAUAACAGGGAUAUCCGCUGGUGGAUCAACUGGUCCGGCGAGCUCAACGUGGACUCUCACGACAGCACUUUCAUCACGGAACACUACUGUGUGGACGACUUCUUGGACAAAAACAACGAGACGGUGACUGUAGCGGUCCUUUGCCGCACUGAACUGGAGAACAUCAUCCCCGUCCACCUCUCCUCCCAGGCCUCCUCCUCUGAUGCCAUCUCCUCCCUCUUGCCUCCAGGCACGGUCGGCAAGUGCUGCAAGCACGGCCACAACGUGCUCAAGGUCGACGGCGUCCAGAACGUCUCGUGCGCGGGCGACGACCACAGCCACCAGCUCCUGAACGAGUCGGAGGUCCGCAGCGCCGGCAUCUCCCGCCUCGUCUACUCCGGCUUCCCUGUGUGCAGAGGCGGCGGGGGCCUGCACGUGUUCUACCUUCCGCCGGUGGUCGACGACGACUACGCCCGGUUUUCGCAAGGCGGGCAGACGGCCGACGUGGUCAGCAUGGAGGGCAGCUGCGUCCUCAGCACUAACUCCUUCCGCAAAGAGGAGUACUGCCUGGACUACAUCGUGAAGGCAAACGCCAAGGGGCAGGGCCGCACGCCCCGGGCGAUGGUGGUCGUGUGCCCCGAGGCGUGGAAGAGCGUCAACGUCCACCAGGAGAAGUACAGUAUCACGUCCGUUCUCUUGGGCAUCUCCUGCAGCGCCCUCAUCGCCACCGUCAUCUCACUCCUCUCCAGCAGGGUCAGGAGGGGCCUCGUCACCGUGAAGAAGGUGAACACCCUGGCCGGAAGGAUCCUACUCAGUUACGUCAUCUCUUACCUGUUCAGCUUCCUCCUCCUCGCCAUCUCCAUGAAGGCUGAAGUGCAGCAGGACGCCGAGUGUCAUCUCAUCGCUGGCCUCCUGAUCUUCUUCAUUUUGGCGGGAUUCACGUGGAACACCUCCAUCUGCCUCGAGUCCCUCCUGCUUACGCUACGCGUGAGCACGUCGGAGCGUUGGCGUUACCUGUACCACUCCCUGUGGGCGUGGGGCGUCCCCGCCGCCAUCACGACGCUCGCGCUCACCCUCGACCACUACAGGAAGGAGCUGCCCUGCGCCGUCGUCACGCCAAGGAUCGGCCUCUACAGGUGCUUCUUCUCAGAUCCGAACGCCCAGCUGCUGUACAUGCACCUGCCACUCUUCCUGACUCUCGUGGCGAACGUAGGCCUGCUGAUGGGUGCCAGGAUCCUCAGGAGUGCCAAGUUGAGGAAGCUGGAGCACGGAGGGAACAAAAAGAAAGCGUCUACACCAGCAGGAGGAGGAGCAGGAGGGACAACAGCAGGAGGAGGAGGGAGAGGAUCUGAAUGGGUAGAGCUCAACAGACAGACCGCUGCGAGUGGUGCCAAUGGUGGCAGCAGUGCCAACACCAGCUCUGACCAGUCUGGCCACACGCAGCCUGCCUCCUCUGGUCUCAGGACGCAUCAGACGCGCAACCUCUGGACGGAGUCGAUCAAACUGGUGGUCUGGUCCGGCGCGACGUGGAUGCUGGAGCUGGCGUCGUUCGUGGUCACCAACUACCUGGUGACGCCCUCCGAGGCGUGGUACGACUACCUAUGGUACCUGCCGUCCACCAUGAACGCCCUGCGCGGCGUCGGCAUCUUCUCCAUUCUGGUGCUGACGCCCGAGAACCGCAUCAAGGUGGCCAAGGCGCUGGGGAACCUCGGCUCGUGGGCGGGCUCGGGCACCCUGGGCCGCCCCUCGCGCUCAGAGGCCCACAGCUCGUCGGGCAACCACGCGUCGUCCAGCGGCGGCGGCGGUGGCGGCUCCGCGGGGGCUCCGGAAGCCGGGAGGAGCGCUGGCAGGAGAAACAUGUCGAUCUCCACCACCAUCACUCAGAUCACGUCCUCCUUCAGGAGCGCCGUCUCCAUCGACCCUCGGCCGGACACUGCUGCGGCGGCGGCGGCGGCGGCGGCGGCCGCGCGCCCUGGAGGAGGCCUGCAUCCGCGCGUCGCGCACUCCGUCAGCCAGAUCGACACAAGAAGGAGCUCCGUGUCGUCGGAGUCGUCCUCGGAAGGGUUCGAGCUGGACGCCGAGGCGGGCGCAGGCGGCAGGCGCAAGUCGUCCAUCGCGGCCAACUUCGGAAUGGUGUCGCUGCCCAGCGUCGACGAGGAGGACGUCUUCGACGACUCGACGGCCGAGGCCAGCGCCACGCACGCCCCGCUCGACGCCACCAGGUCCUACAGCAAUGCGUAGCCGAGCCCUCCACCCACGGGAGGAGGCGUCGACCUCCGCUCUCGCCUCCCCAUUCUGCAUCCCGCUUAUUCAUCGUGCCAUUUCGUUCACCGACUUCAUGCCAUUUCCAGUCAUCAGUAAGAAAUUGUAAAUACGCUUCGUGUCAUCCUUUUCCAUGGCUGAACAUGUACAUAUCUUCCUGCUCUUGGAAAUAAAAGCCAUUGAUCAUUUA